AUGCGCCACAGUGUGGCUCUAUGUCUGGUCCUGUUAAGCGUCUAUUUGCUGCUGGCCCAUGAGCACAGCGUUGCGGGCAGUUCCGCUUCCAACUACAACGACUACUACUACAACAAUGCGAGCGUGAGGCAGCUGCGUUUCCACGAUUUCGAGCCGCGACUCAAGAAGGACGGCGAGGAGAGGGGCGAACGUGAAGCACGCGGCUUUCAUUUCAGCGCCAGCGGCGAGGAUGUCAGCGUGGAAAUGGAGUUCAUAGUGCCCUUUGUCAAAGUGCCCGCCAAGCGCAGCAUGCAGCUGGCCCGCGAUGCUGUCCAGGGUCUGCUCAAUCUGCGCACCGGAGCACUGCUCAACACGGCGGUCAUUGUGGCCGCCGGGGCCAUUAUAGCCGGAAUUGUGCGUCUGGUGCUGGCGCCGCUGGUCUUUACAUCCAUUAACAAUGCCCAGGGCUAUGGCUACAGUGGCAAGCAGUACGAGGAGCAGCCAACGGGCAGCAAUACCAUCAGCCGUGGCAUGCGUAGUCUGACCCAGGUGCUGGAAUCGCAGCUGGACGAGCACAGCAUCGAUGUCUCUAGCUGUGCACAGCGCGCCAUUUGCCACUACUUGCAACACAAUGCGGCACAGUCGCAGCGCCUUAACCUGAGCCCAUCAAAUGCCGCCAGGCUCAUCGAUGUACUGGCCAACUCACGCUGGCUGGACUCCCAUCUGAAUGGCACCGCCGUCUUUAGCGCCAUUGACGUGGCACGCAGCAGCCGCAACUGUGGCCAAAUUCUUAUCCUGGCCGGCGGCGUGGGCAGCAAGGAGGAGUCUGAGCAGUCCCAGCAGGAGAACUCUGGCUCCACACGUGCAGCAGAGCACAAGCAGCAGAAGAACAAUCCGGGAAUACGUCUGAUAUCCUUUGACACCGUUGACAAGGACAUCGCCCUGGGUCUAAACUAUCUGAUGCCAUUUGUGGAAGUGCCCGUUCAACGCAAACGAAACGCGCCGCCCAAGCCCCUGGUCAUCGUGAACUCCGCCGCUAUCGUCAGCUGCAGCCUGGUGGCCGCGGGCGGCAUUCUCGUGGGUCAUUUGAUACGCAACCUGGGCCUGGAGACCAUUGUUCCGGAUGUCAAGUCUGAGGACUCUGCCAAGCACACAGCGCGUAGCCUGGUCGAUGAGGAGCAGAGUUUCCUACAGCUGUUCGAUAACUUUAAGCUGAUUUAUCGGAAUGCUAGCGGCGAUCGUGUGGAGACUGCACUGCCCAGUCUUAUGAGCACCAUCGAGCGCACCUUUUUGGAGAACGACAUUAAUCUGCCCGUUUGCCUACUCAAGUCAAUUUGUGCGCUGACCCACAAGACGGGUGAGAAAGUGCGCAAUGGUCAGGCAUCGGACUUAGAGCUGAUGUUCGAUGGCGCCACUAGCUGGAACUGGCUGCUUUCCUGGCUGGAGCAGUCGCCGCUACGCGAGGCCAUCCAAGCGGGCCGCAUAGCUUCCCCACAUUACUGCCACAUCAAAUAUCCACGCUGCAAGUGGACAGCGCCCGAGGAGCAACUACUCGACCUGCUUCACAAUAAUGUUAAAUUCAAAUAA
Messenger RNA from Drosophila novamexicana, 1566 nucleotides. RefSeq lists its product as uncharacterized. The record is from RefSeq and is a predicted model, not a curated record. The transcript has 6 exons. The coding region runs from base 1 to 1566 and encodes 521 amino acids. NCBI's taxonomy places the organism in Eukaryota, Metazoa, Arthropoda, Insecta, Diptera, Drosophilidae.